Messenger RNA from Oncorhynchus gorbuscha (pink salmon), 4266 nucleotides. RefSeq names its product inactive carboxypeptidase-like protein X2. The transcript has 20 exons. Gene Ontology annotation, molecular function: DNA-binding transcription repressor activity, RNA polymerase II-specific; RNA polymerase II transcription regulatory region sequence-specific DNA binding; zinc ion binding. Gene Ontology annotation, biological process: proteolysis; negative regulation of transcription by RNA polymerase II. The record is from RefSeq and is a predicted model, not a curated record. Lineage: Eukaryota; Metazoa; Chordata; Actinopteri; Salmoniformes; Salmonidae. The coding region runs from base 560 to 3766 and encodes 1068 amino acids.
GCGUCUGUGUUUCCUUUCUUCGUUCUCUGCCAGGAGACUGCUUUAAAACCCUGAGCAGCUCUUUCCUGCUCCACCACCAAACAGGCCUGCGCUCUGUACACAUCUGCACACCAAACCUUUCACCGCAGCUUUCUACAAACCAAAGCAUUUUACACACCAAAGUUUUAUACACAUUUUUUUUCAGACUCCACGGCUACUGGAAGGAACCAACCAGAACUCAUUUCUUCAAGCUCUCAGAGACUCUACAAGACAGACUGACUCCAACUGAGACUUCUUCUACACCUGAGGACUGUUGUUGGAUGUUCUGUGUUGUUGCUCGUCUAGCAAAUGCAAGUCAUCUGUUAGCUGACAGUUCUGACUGGUCUGUGUGAGAGACUGUGGGUGGCCUGGGGCCUUUUGUGCUUCACUGAAACAGGAGUUGGGCUGAGGAAGCUUCUCUUGCCUUCCUAGACCUGGGGUCAGGUUCCACUGCCAGUGCUGGUCUUGGUAAAUCUGGUUCAAGUCUGGUUUAAGCUGUAGGCUGAUUUAGUCCGGUCCUGCUUCUGAGUGUAGUAAGACGAUGAGGGGGGCAUUGUUGGGUUUGUCGGUGUCUCUGGCCCUCUGUUGCUGUGUUCUAGGCUGGGAUGGAGGUGUAGAGGGACAGGACACCACAGGUGUCCAGACACAGGUGAGACAGGCUGGACCUGUGGAACAUGGGAUAGAGUGGGAGGAAGAGAGAGAGGACAUUAUGAUGGAUGACCCUGGUGUGGAGGAGAUCAAACCAAAGAAGAAGAAAUCCAUAGAGGAGGUGGAGGCAGCCAGGGCAAAGAAAGCCGCAGAGAAGGAGGCCAAAGCCAAGAAGCAGAAAGCCAACAAGGCACCCAAAGCCCCGAAACCCACUAAAAAACCCAAAGCCACCAAGGCACCCAAGAAGCUCAAGGCCACCAAAGCACCUAAAACCACCAAGGCACCUAAAGCCACCAAGGCACCUAAAACCACCAAGGCACCUAAAGCCACCAAGGCACCUAAAGCCACCAAGGCACCUAAGGUCACAAAGCCCAAAGCUACCAAGGCCUCCAAGACAACAGCAUGGAAGGAGGAGGGGGUGAAGCCAGUGACCAGAAGACCCAGUCUGGAAGAGGAUGAGGAGAAACUCCUGAUUGAGCUGGGCUGGGACAGACUAGACAGCAGACCCUCGGGACACACACCUCUCUCUGCUGGCUCCAAGACCCUGACAGAGCAUGGUCAAGAUUACUGGGACACCAAGCUGGACAGAGAGAGGACUACCACUGAGGUCAUCAUGUAUGUAUCAGAGGAAACCACAGUGCCCUGGUACGAAGAGUAUGAUUAUGCAGACUUGGCAGCUAAACAACUUGAGGAGGAGGCAGAGAAAGCUCGCAAGGAGAAGGAGAAAAAAGUGAAGCAGCUGAGGAAGAAGUGGGAGGAGGAAGAGGAGGAGAGGCUGAGGAAGAUCCCAGUACAUGCCGAACCCAAGAAAUGCCCUCCUCUAGGUUUGGAGUCCCAUCGUGUUGACGAUGACCAGCUGCUGGCCUCUUCUCAGUCUCACCACGGCUUCUCUGCUCAGCGGGGCAGGCUCAACAUGCAGAGCUCUGGUAAUGAGGAGGGUGUGUACGGGGGUGCGUGGUGUGCUGAGCCAGAGGAGAAGAACCACUGGUUUGAGGUGGACGCUCGCAGAGAGGUGGAGUUCACUGGAGUCAUCGUACAGGGCAGGAACUCAGACACAGCGGAAGAUUUUGUGUCCACGUUCUACGUGUCCUUCAGUAAUGACAGUCGUGAUUGGAUGGUGCUCCAUGAUGGCUAUGCUGAGUGGUUGUUCUAUGGGAAUGUGGAUAGGGACUCUCCAGUGAUGGUGCAGUUUGAUUGGCCAACCGUGGCACGUUACAUCCGUGUCCUUCCCCAGAGCUGGAACGGCAGCCUGUGUCUCAGAGUUGAGGUCAUGGCCUGCCAACUGACCAGCAGCUUCCGUAGUGAGAAUGAGGUCAACCCCACAGACAACCUUGACUUCAGACACCACAACUAUAAGGACAUGAGACAGAUGAUGAAGGUGAUAAAUGAGGAGUGUCCUAACAUCACUAGGAUCUAUAACAUUGGGAAGAGCUCUGCAGGCCUGAAGAUGUAUGCCAUGGAGAUCUCUGACAACCCCGGGGAACACCAGACAGGUGAGCCGGAGUUCCGCUACACGGCGGGUCUCCAUGGUAAUGAGGCACUGGGGCGGGAGCUGCUCCUCCUGCUGAUGCAGUUCAUGUGUAAGGAGUAUAAUGAGAACAACCCCAGAGUGCGCCGCCUGGUGGAGGGAGUGAGAAUACACCUGGUUCCCUCACUCAACCCAGACGCCUACGAACUGGCCUACGAGAUGGGCUCUGAGAUGGGGAAUUGGGGUCUGGGCCACUGGACUGAGGAGGGAUACGAUAUCUUCCAGAACUUCCCGGACCUCAACAGUGUUCUAUGGGGGGCAGAGGACAGAGGCUGGGUCCCACGCAUUGUACCUAAUCACCACAUCCCACUCCCAGAGAACUUCCUCAAUGGCUCGGUUGCCCUGGAAACCAAAGCCAUUAUUAACUGGAUGGAGCGGACCCCAUUUGUGUUGGGAGCCAAUUUGCAGGGUGGAGAGAAAGUGGUGGCGUACCCGUUUGACAUGCAGCGACCUCCAAAGGCUACAGGGACUUUGGGGUCUCGGCGUGAGUUGAGACCCGGUGUGAACCAUGAGAUGAAUGAGGAAACGUGGGCCCGGAUGCAGCGUCAGAAUGGGGACGCGCUACGAGAGACUUCUGACGACACCAUGUUCCGCUGGCUGGCCAUGUCGUACGCCCACAGCCACCUGACCAUGACGGAGACCCAGCGGGGCUCCUGCCACACAGACGACAUCUCUGGGGGACAGGGCAUCAUCAACAGGGCCAGUUGGAAACCUGUGGUGGGAAGUAUGAAUGACUUCAGCUACCUGCACACUAACUGCUUUGAGCUGUCUGUCUUCCUGGGCUGUGACAAGUUUCCUCAUGAGAGUGAGCUGCCUCUGGAAUGGGAGAACAACCGGGAGGCACUACUGUCCUUCAUAGAACAGGUGCAUCGUGGGAUAAAGGGCAUAGUGAGGGACAUGGAGGGUAAACCCCUGGCCAACGCCACCAUUUCUGUGGACGGCGUCAAACACGAUGUCAAGACUGCUGCGGCUGGUGACUACUGGCGGUUGUUGAACCCCGGGGAGUACCGUGUGACGGCUCGCGUCGACGGCCACACGCUCCAGACCCGGCUGUGCAUUGUGGGCUAUGACUCCGGAGCCACCCCCUGUAGCUUCACCCUGGCCAAGUCCAACUGGGACCGAAUUAAGCAGAUUAUGGUCCUCCACGGCAAGAGGCCCAUACGGCUUGUUACCAAAGCACCCCCCCGGGUAGGAAGUGACAUCAGCGGCGGGUCAGUUGGCAGCGUAGACGCAACAAAGACGGGCGCCACUGGCGGGAUGGGCGGGACUUCGGCCAACUCCCAUAAUGCAGAGCGUCUCCGGCGGUUACGGCUGAUGCGCCUGCGCAAGAUGCACCAGCAGAGACUCAGGUAUAACUUCUCCACUACCACGCCCGUUGCCACGACGACCACCACGGUGGCCCCCACAACGACGGCGGAGCUGGAGACAGAGAGCACUACUUCCUGGUAUGACUCGUGGUUCCCUGUGGAGAGUUCGUAUACAGAGCCCACACCUGCCGAGGUCUUCACAGAGAUCCAGGAGUCAGAGCCUACACAGGACUACACCUUUGAGUACAAAUUUGAAGAUUACUAAGGUGAAUUGAAUUAAAUUGCUAAAGUAACAAAUUACAGUUUUUAAAAACACAAUCAUAAAGGCAUUAUUCAAAUUGUGUGAAAUUGAAAACAUAUUUAAUUCCUUGCAGAGCUGAAAGAAAAUAUAGCAUUUAAAAAAAACGCUUAAAAAAAAUAAUACUUUCUCUGUGCUCUUCCAUUUAUGUCUCAUGAUGGUCUGUAUUCUGAUAUAUUUUUGUAAUGCUCACACAUAGAUCAGAGAAUAGACUACAUUCUCUCUCUGCAGAGCAGGGAUUUAACAGCAAGUUUUUCAUAUUAUUUACUUAAGCAAGCCUAUUCUGAGACGUAGAUAUAGGGUGCUUCAAAUGUUUCACAAUAAAAGAGUAUAAACAGGUUAUUUGACACACGCUGAAGUCAUGCUUUGCCUCCACGUGGAUUCUUAUGCUUGGUUAGAUAUGAUACUAAUAUCUAUGGAAACUGCGGUGUGUUUGUAUUAUUACAUUAAAAGUGUUCAAAAAAGUA